CUUAAACCUUUAUGGUGGGGCAGAAAGCUGCUGCAAAACCUAUCCAUAUAACCCGCUCCAUUUUCAAUUCUAACACUCUUCUCCAGCCGAUAUCACACUGCUCCUCUCUUCUUUGGAAAAAUAAGCGAAAAAGGAGAUACCCUUUUGCACUUCUGAUCUUCUUCUUCAGUAAUUAUCAGCAAACAAAGUUGAGUAUUUUUCAAGGUGAUGGAGAACAUAUGUAUAGUUUCUUCACCUAAAAUGGUAUUGGGUCUCUCUUCAAACCCAGUAAUUUCAAAUAAACCCUUGUUUGGCCUUCCUCAUCUACCCAAAAGACCCUUCAAGAAUGGAAGAAUUGUCAGACCCACAACCUGUUUUGAGGUGGUAUCUUGUUUUCAGAGUCCAAGGCUGACUAAAAAGAUUGUGCUGGGAAAAUCAGGGAGGGGUUCUUUUGCUAGCACUACAACUUCAGGUGGCCAACAGACUUCUUCAGUUGGUGUAAAUCCACAAUUUUCAGCUCCAUCGCAACCAUCUCAAGUGGGGUCUCCUCUUUUUUGGAUUGGAGUUGGUGUUGGGCUUUCAGCACUUUUCGCAUGGGUGGCUUCAUACCUAAAGAAGUAUGCUAUGCAGCAAGCGUUAAAAACAAUGAUGGGACAAAUGAAUGGCCAGAAUAGUCAAUUUAGCAACAAUGCUUUUUCACCUGGACCUGGGUCACCUUUUCCUUUUCCAUUCCCACCACCACCAGUGUCAGGUCCAGCUAGUUCAUCACCUCCACCACCUACUGCAUCUACCUCAUCUACACCAUCAGCUUCAUUUGCAUCUCAACCGGUGACUGUUGAUGUAUCUGCAACUAAAGUGGAGGAACCUCCAACUGUGAAUGUCAAAAAUGAUACAGAGGCUGGAAAGGAGCCAAAGAAAAAUGCUUUUGUUGACAUUUCUCCUGAUGAAACAUUCCAGAAGGGUGCCUUUGAAAAUUUUAAGGACUCAACUGAGACGGCUUCAGUAACUGUUGAUCAGGUAACUCAAAAUGGGGCUGCUUCACAGUUGGGAUUUGGUCCAAAUACAUCUGACAGUACCUCAUCGACUGGAAAAUCUAAUCCUCUAAUGUCAGUAGAUGCUCUGGAGAAAAUGAUGGAAGAUCCAACAGUGCAGAAGAUGGUUUACCCCUAUCUACCCGAGGAGAUGAGGAACCCUACAACAUUUAAAUGGAUGCUGCAAAAUCCACAAUACCGUCAACAGUUGCAGGACAUGAUGAAUAACAUGGGUGGAAACCCAGAAUGGGACAACCGUAUGAUGGAUUCCUUGAAGAAUUUUGAUCUUAGCAGCCCUGAAAUCAAGCAGCAAUUUGAUCAAAUAGGACUUACUCCCGAAGAAGUCAUUUCAAAGAUUAUGGCUAAUCCUGAUGUUGCUAUGGCUUUCCAAAAUCCAAGAGUUCAAGCAGCCAUCAUGGAUUGUUCUCAGAAUCCACUGAGUAUUGCAAAAUAUCAAAAUGACAAGGAGGUGAUGGAUGUCUUCAACAAAAUAUCAGAACUAUUCCCUGGGGUGUCAGGUUCACCUUGAUUCUCUCCUUCCUGCUUAAAUAGCUAUUAUGUGACAAUGCUGUCAUUUUUGUUCUGUUUGAGUGAGGUAUCAGUCAGAAUUGUUGGGCUCUGAGAUGUAGUUUGCACCCUCUGUUGCAACGGAUGCACAUGAAAACAUCGCCUCCUUUAUAUAAAUUCAUUGCCCUUCUCAAAUUUUGUGGAUGUUAACAUACUUGCCUUGGCUUAUCAGUAGUCUUUAGAAGCCAACUUCAGAUGUAAAUUUGCCAGUUUCUUUAUGGUUUUAGAGUUACAUAAAGCUUAUUCAACUGUAUGAUUUGACGAAAAUGCUCUAUUCUUCUAUCUUGAGGUAUGUUUUUCUCACCGGGGACCUCCUGCAAAA
Solanum verrucosum is the source of this 1899-nucleotide messenger RNA. RefSeq names its product protein TIC 40, chloroplastic. NCBI's taxonomy places the organism in Eukaryota, Viridiplantae, Streptophyta, Magnoliopsida, Solanales, Solanaceae. Gene Ontology annotation, biological process: chloroplast organization; protein import into chloroplast stroma. The transcript is spliced from 14 exons. Gene Ontology annotation, cellular component: chloroplast inner membrane; chloroplast thylakoid membrane. The record is from RefSeq and is a predicted model, not a curated record. The coding region runs from base 208 to 1539 and encodes 443 amino acids.